AUGGGUGAAUUUCUUUCAGAGCCAAUUGAAGAUAAAAACACUACUGAAGGAAAAUAUACUUCUGAAUAUAUCAGUAAAAACUUGCAUCUUAAUAUUUUCAAAAAAAUUAACGAAAUUGGUGAAGAAAAUAUUGAAGAAGCUAUAAAGGAUGCUUUUAUGCAAACAGAUAAUGUUUGGAAAGAUGAGAGUUCAAAUUUGUGCCUGAUAAAAAUGACCCUUUCAAAUUCACGUGCUGUUAUGAGCGUUGGCGGUUUAGCAAUACCCUUAUCUGUUGAUCAUAAACCUAACCUUGAUAGAGAAUCUCAAAGAAAGAUAGAAGAUACGAAGAUUAUAAUGUAUCCCGUGCUUUUGGUGACUUUAAAGCGUGUAAGAAUAAUCCUGGAAAUUAAAAUAAAUAAAGAUCUGAGUAAAGCUUAUGAAAAUUUAAUGAAUAAGUGUUUACAUGAACUUGAUAGCAGUGAUAAUAUGAUAAGCUUUUUACAUGGUUUGGAGAAGGAAAAAUGGAUGGAAAGAAUUAGUUCUAGAUGUGUAGAAGAAAAUUACUUAACAUUAGACCAGUUAAUAACUAGGAUUAACUAUGCUGUAUAA
Messenger RNA from Rhizophagus irregularis DAOM 181602=DAOM 197198, 588 nucleotides. Lineage: Eukaryota; Fungi; Glomeromycota; Glomeromycetes; Glomerales; Glomeraceae. The record is from RefSeq and is a predicted model, not a curated record.